Scedosporium apiospermum is the source of this 2766-nucleotide messenger RNA. RefSeq lists its product as uncharacterized. The record is from RefSeq and is a predicted model, not a curated record. The transcript is spliced from 5 exons. NCBI's taxonomy places the organism in Eukaryota, Fungi, Ascomycota, Sordariomycetes, Microascales, Microascaceae. Gene Ontology annotation, biological process: DNA-templated transcription. Bases 1 to 2766 code for a protein of 921 amino acids. Gene Ontology annotation, molecular function: zinc ion binding; DNA binding.
AUGUCGUCCGCCGACACUCCCAACUCCAACAAACAGGAGUCCAGCUCGCCGCCUGCCGCCGUUCCGACUGCUCCCAGCUCAACCGGCGGCGCGACCCCGACCCCGUCUGGUGCGGCGGGUACUACUGGUGCUGGACAAACAGAGAGCUUCGAGAGCAUGCGAGAAUGUCGCAUUCCGGUUCCGAAGCGCAAGAAGGGACAGCCUGCCCCUGCUGCUCAAAAGGAUCCUGAUAGUGACCGUGGCGAGCGUAACGAAGGCGCCAACGAACAGUCCCCCCAACCCCGUAACAUGACUACCGCUACCAGUGUCCUACCUCACAGAGCUGCCGUCCCACCAGCCGUAUACCACACUACUGAAGGAACUCCCUCGACCACACUGACCGAAGCGCAAACCCGGCAAGGCGAGAUCGACGACGGAACCUAUUUAAACCUAGUCAUGAAGCCCAAGUUUACGAGAGCCCCAAUCACCGAAGCCGGAAGAGUCGCUUAUCUCGGAGAGUCCUCGAAUCUCACACUCCUCGUCCACGACCGCCAAGGCUCCUCGGACGUCGUCCACUACCCGCUACCAGAAAACGUGAGGGGCUCAAGGGCCCGGUUAACAGAGCUUGACAAUAUCGAGAUUGAAAUCCUGCAUCAGCGAGGCGCCUUUCUCCUGCCGCCUCGCAACCUAUGUGACGAGUUAAUUGAAUCCUACUUUAAAUGGGUACAUCCCAUCGUCCCUGUGAUCAACCGUACGCGGUUUAUGCGACAAUAUCGCGAUCCGAAGAACCCGCCGUCUCUGCUGUUGCUCCAAGCGGUCCUCUUGGCCGGAUCCCGUGUUUGCAACAAUCCGCAGCUCAUGGAUGCUAGCGGCUCGACAACCCCGGCUGCGCUUACGUUCUACAAACGGGCCAAGGCGCUUUAUGACGCCAACUAUGAAGAUGAUAGGGUUACUAUUGUCCAGUCUCUUCUCCUCAUGGGCUGGUACUGGGAAGGCCCCGAGGAUGUUACUAAAAACGUUUUUUACUGGAGCAGGGUCGCCACGAUUGUCGCCCAGGGGUCGGGCAUGCACCGAAGCGUCGAGCAGUCACAACUCAACAUAGCCGACAAGCGUCUCUGGAAGAGGAUAUGGUGGACCCUCUUUACUCGGGAUCGAUCUGUCGCCGUCGCUCUCGGCAGGCCUGUCCACAUCAACCUCGACGACUCGGAUGUAGAGAUGCUUACCGAAGACGACUUUAUAGAAGACGAGCCCGACGUCCCUAGCGACUACCCGCCCGACCCCAUUCACGUUCAGUUCUUCCUACAAUACGUUAAACUCUGCGAGAUUAUGGGCCUUGUCCUUUCGCAGCAGUACUCAGUGGCCUCAAAGGGCAGGCCACGGAAUGCCAUUGACUUGACUCACAGCGACAUGGCACUCGCUGACUGGCUUCAGAACUGCCCUAAGCUGGUGUAUUGGGAGAUGCCCCGGCAUCACUUCUGGUCGGCGCUUCUCCACGCCAACUAUUAUACGACGCUUUGCCUUUUACAUCGUGCUCAUAUGCCUCCUCAUGGCACAUCUCGAACCCCCAUCGACUCACCAUACCCGUCUCGAAAUAUCGCAUUCCAAGCCGCGGCUAUGAUUACCUCGAUCGUGGAGAAUUUGUCUGCUCAUGGAGAAUUGCGCUACUGCCCCGCCUUUGUCGUCUACAGCCUGUUUUCAGCCCUCAUUAUGCAUGUCUACCAGAUGCGAUCGCCGGUCCCGUCGAUCCAACAAGUCACGCAAGACAGGCUCCGCACUUGCAUGAAUGCCCUAAAGGAGGUGUCUCGCGUAUGGCUGGUCGGAAAGAUGGUGUACAAGCUUUUCGAGGCUAUUUUGGGGAACAAGGGGAUGGAGGAGAAGCUCCAGAAGGCCAGCGGGAAGAGGCACCGUAGGACGCAGCAGAGCUUGGGACAGCUUGAGCAACAGGCUCGCGGAGCGGACACGACCAAGCGCAAGUUCAAUGAUAUGGCGAUGGAUUACAGUGUUAACAAUGCGCCGACACCGCAGGAGUCCUACGAACGAUCCCGGCCACAGACUCCCAAUGCCAAGGCCGAAGCAGCAUCCCAGGCCGUGGUGAACUCGAACUCGAACUCCAUGCCGCCGCCGGUGGCGUCCCCCCACGCCGUUCGGCACUCGACGGAUGCGUUUAUGGGCGGAACAGCAUCACGCCCGCAUACUCGGCCGACGACGCCUUUCAACCCGUCGUUCUCGAUGCCAGGAACGCCUCCGGAUCUUUACCUUGUUACUCGCAACUCGCCCAACCUCUCGCAAGCCAUUUGGGAAAAUUUCCAACCGGACCAACUGUUCCCGGAAAGCAGCAUCGUUCCGUUCCCGCAUCAUUCACCGACGGCGACGCAUCAGAACGUGGAUCCGAACCUAGUAUCACAGAUGCACUCGACGUCGGGAAUGAGGACGGCUCCAGGAGAAGCCAUGGACGAAGGAGGCGACCCAUUCCGUCAGCAGCAGCAGCAGCAACAGCAGCAGCAACAUCAAGAUGCCGGUAAGCUCCUAAACUAUGGAAACCUGAAUCAGAGGAAUAACCCGGUACCACCCACUAUGGCAGGAUAUACGGCGGGACAAAUUGGGGGCCUUUGGCAGAACAACUUCGAUUCGAAUGUCCAAGAUGGAAUGAGCCCGAGCGAUAGCUGGAGUACAGGAUCCGGCCAGGGACAGCCUAUUCCGACUGGCUUGAACGUUGAAGACUGGUUCCAAUUCUUCGGCAUCAAUGGCGACACGCCCAAUCUGGGUCUUGAUGUUCCAAUGACGUAA